GUGCAGCCUUUGGCGCCGCCCAUGCGCCACAGCCGCGGGACCAUGGCUCGUCCCAACACGUGUUUCCUGUACGUUUUCAUGGCAACAAUCAGGAGCGGUACUGCCAGCUCGUCGCACGCCGCACGCAUGGCGUUACUUGGUGCCACAGCUAGCCAUGCUCUGCGCGCCGCGCCGACGCGCGGCACGACCCUCGUCGGCCGCGACUGGCGCAUCCCCCAGCUGCGACCGAAACGGCCACCGCCACCGAAGAACGGCACCCUCGCAACGCUGAGACACACGCUCCUCGCGCCCGUGCGCGCCAUCCGCUACUGUUAUGAACGGUGGUCGCCCACCUUGACACGAACGGUAAUCACGUGUUCGUGCGGGUACUGCGCCUGGGUCGCCUACCUCCAUGACCGGGACAUGAAAAAUAUGAAGAAGAGCCUGUCGAACUGGAAGGGGGUACCUACCGCAACCGUCAAAACCUUAAAACCCGCUUUGCAGCAGACGACGAACGCGGCGUUAGUGGUAGGCAAGAAGACGCGGACGGACUUGGUGCCUGCCUUAGGCCAGGCCUGGACCGCGGCCGAGCCCUUCGUGCGACGCGCGGGAACUGCCGUCGUCGGCUUGAUGGCCGACGGCGCGGCCUUUGCGAUUGAUGCGAUGGAGGAUUUUCGGGAUGCUAUUAAAAGGAAGCGCGCCAAGCGCAAGAAGCUGCUGGGGUUGCCGUUUUCCCAUCCCGCCCGCAAACAAAGACGGUCGCGCUACGAUAGAGCCGCGGAGAUCAGCGAGAAGAUCACGGACGGCGCCGAGAUUGCGGGUGCGGUCGCGCUGAACACGUCGAAGGUCGCGACGCGCUGGCUGGGCAAGGCCGGCAAGGCCGUUGGGAAAGCCGCGGGCGGAGUGGCGGCCAUGGCGCGCAACCACACUGUUGCUGACGAAGGUGGGGAGGAGGUCGUCGACGAUGAGGUCGUUGUGGAGGACGAGGACGCGGAGGAGCUUGCGGAGGCGCCGGCCGAGGAGGAGGAGGUGGUGGUCGCACCAUCUGCGCCGGAGCCGGAGGUGGCGCCGCGGCGGCGCGGCCUCUUCCCCUGGCGGCGGCGGCGGCCGCGGGAGGACGAUGCCGUCGCGGCGGAGCCCGAGCCCGAGCCCGAUGUAGUCGACGAGGACGACGACCGGGGUGAGCCCGAGGCCGAGGCCGAGGCUGACGAGGAGGAGGUCGUCGAGGAGGAGGAGUCUGAAGAGGAGGCCGGGGAGAUUUACUCCUCGGACUCCUCGGCGAGCCUCGCGACGCCGUUCCUCGCGCAGAUCCGGGUCCUCAAGGAGAUCAUCCAGCUCACGACGGCGCCGCCGUCGCCCGCGCCGCCGCCGGACGCUCCGACGCUGGCCGAGCGGGCGAGUAGCGAGCCCGCCGAGGUAUACUUUGUUUGA
Pelagomonas calceolata is the source of this 1410-nucleotide messenger RNA. The record is from the annotation of a GenBank genome assembly. Lineage: Eukaryota; Pelagophyceae; Pelagomonadales; Pelagomonadaceae.